CAGCGACUGUAGGAGGAUGGGUGAGGCGCCGAAGGUGCAGGUGGACGGCGGGGACCCACAGAGAAGGUAUCAAGUGACGCUCAUGGGCGGCGCUAGAGUGGGCAAGUCCACCAUCGUUUCACAGUUCCUUUACGAUAAGAUCCUGACCAGUUACAAACCGACGGUGGAGGAGCUACAUCGAGGAGAGUAUGAAGUCGAGGGCGAGACUCUGAUCCUUGACCUAUUGGACACAUCCGGCUCCCACCAGUUUCCGGCCAUGAGGGAGUUGGCUAUUAGGCAGUCAGACGCCUUCCUCCUCGUUUACAACAUCGACAAUGCCGCCUCCUGGGAAAUCCUGCCCACCCUCAGAGAAGAGAUCGUGAGGUUAAGGAGUCCCUCAGUACCAAUAGUGGUAGUGGGCAACAAGAGUGACCUGGAGAACCGGCGAGCGGUGACCAGGGCGACGGCUCAGGCACGAGUGGAGUUGGACUGGAACCACGGCUACACGGAGAGCUGCGCCCUCCAGCCUGACUCCGUGCUUGCCCUCUUCAAGAAGGUUCUCCAUCAGGGUCAGGUCCGCUACAAACUGAGUCCGGCCGUAGAGAGAAGGAGGAAAUCACUCCCUACUUACACACAAAAACAAAAACAGGAGAAAUUUUUCUUCAAGAGACACUCGUGUAACGUGUCUUAGACGUGUCCUAAACGUGUUCGAAAUGUAGACGUCUCCACCAGUUGUCUACCAUUUUGUUCAAGAGGUUUUCCAGUGAUGUGUUCAAGUCGUUGUUUUAAGCCUGUCUCAAUCUAUUCGCUAUUUCCCCGGUUUCAAGAGGAUCUCCUUCAACGUGUUAUGAAAGUGUUCAGAACUUGUCUCAAACGUAAUAUCUGCCUCCUCUAGCUUCCGACUCUACUUGAAAAAACAAAAAGUAAACAGGACGUGUUCUUGUUUUAGGUGAAAAGAAAACAAUUAACGUACCAGUGUCCUUCUGUGCGUUACUUACGAGAAUGAUGGUGAUUAAUGAUUACUGUAUAUAGUUAUUAAUAAACAUAAUCAAAAUACUAAUCACUAUACUCAUUACAAGCAUUGUGAGUUUGUGGGUCAUCGUGACUUUUAUGUGUGUAAACAUUAUUAAACAUAAUCAAAAUAGUUAACACUCCACAUAUUGAACAUAUUACAGAUAAAAUGCAUAAUUAUAUAAUUUUAUAAAUACUUUAAUUAUCAUAUGUUGCAAAUGUAAAUAAUAUCAAUGAAAUCAAAAUUGUAAAUAUUUUCUAAAUCCUAAACAUCACAAACAUUACCGCUCUAAGUACUAUAGCUUUUUAUAAACAUUGUCAAUAUAUAAAUGUUGGGAGCAUUUCAGACAUUAAACACUUAAUCCUAUUAAACACUACAAACAGUCAACAUUACCAUAGUAUGUUAACGCUACAAACAUCAUGCCUGAGUAUCAUGUAUAAACAUUAUACAAGUUAUGUAUCACUUGUGACCAGGGCUCACCACUUGUACAGUCUCCAAAAAAAUUAUCGUAAUUCGAGGCUUUCCGAGCAAUGUUACUCGACCUGUUUCUGAACGGUUGGUAGUUCUACAUCUGCGACGUUUUAGCAUGAAUUAGUAUAUAUAAUGCUUUCGAAUGAUAUGAAUCCUCCGAGGCUUCAAAUCAUAUAUAUAUUUACAAUGGAGCGAGGAAAUAUCGGGGAGUCAUAGCAAGAAGUGAGAGGUGUUAUUAUUGACCGUCACAGCGAGGGUAUACUUAAGGCAGCACGAAGGACUAGGGUGAGCGAACUCACGGUAUCACGAUGGGUUAGGCGCCAUGAUACAACUGGUGACACACUGAUACUUAUAACCACAAAUGUUUUACAAUAAGUGGACGGGGAGGGGGGGGGGGGUCUGUUCCUGUAAGACCAUUGAUUUGAAACCCUAUUUUGAUGUAGACCGAUAAACUGUAUACUGCUGUAGCUGUUCACUCUAAUAUCAAGUACUAUUUGCUUAGUCACUUCAUAAAUCCGAUAUAUCGUGAACAACUUUAGUAAGCAUAUUGAGAAUGUUCUGAAACAUUUCCAUUUAAUUUAAUUUCAGUGUUACUAUAAUCAGUCAGUGGCCUGUUUACAUAUGCCUUGCUUCUACCCAUUACGAUACAUACAAUAAUAUAGCUUAAUGGGUUUCUUGUUGCUGAUAUGGGUAGUAGCCGUACCAAACUAGGAUGGUAGCAAAGCAUUACGUCUCGCGUUUCAAAUUGUAGCGACGGAAAAUCAAACGAUACUUUUUUUUUGAGGACUGUGCAGUGUGUUCAUGUACCAACGGAUUCCAUGUAUAAAGUAUUCGAUCACCGGUUCAUUAUACAGUGACCCCUCGUUUAACGAACGCCUCGGUUAACGAAAUUUCGGUUAACGAACUGCCUUCCAUAAGGAUCUUCAA
Molecule: messenger RNA, 2389 nt
Organism: Homarus americanus (American lobster)
Lineage: Eukaryota; Metazoa; Arthropoda; Malacostraca; Decapoda; Nephropidae
Product: ras-related protein Rap-2a-like
Exons: 4
Coding region: 17-670 (217 amino acids)
Molecular function (GO): GTP binding; GTPase activity
Source: RefSeq, a predicted model, not a curated record